Messenger RNA from Brassica napus (rape), 1393 nucleotides. Its product is annotated as ethylene-responsive transcription factor CRF5. The record is from RefSeq and is a predicted model, not a curated record. Bases 184 to 1005 code for a protein of 273 amino acids. Gene Ontology annotation, biological process: regulation of DNA-templated transcription. The transcript has a single exon. NCBI's taxonomy places the organism in Eukaryota, Viridiplantae, Streptophyta, Magnoliopsida, Brassicales, Brassicaceae. Gene Ontology annotation, molecular function: DNA binding; DNA-binding transcription factor activity.
GAAUUUUUUUUUUUUUUUGGUUAAAAAAUGGAAAAAGCAAUAAAUAAGGCGUGACUAUAUUUAAAACGGGAUGUUACUAACAAACGGCGAUAUAUUCGUAGCCUUUUUGACUCUUCUUCUUUCUUUGUAACUGUUAAUCCAAAAUCUACUCUCUUCCUCUCUCUUCUCCGAUCUCUAAGAGAAAUGAAAAGCCGAGAGAGAAACGUCAAGUACACGGUUCACCGGAAGCUCACAUCCCUAACAAACCAACCCAUCAACGGUUGCCCCAAGGUUGUGAAAAUCACAGUCACUGAUCCAUGCGCUACCGAUUCCUCCAGCGACGAAGAAACCGACGACAGAUUCGUGUCUCCGGCCAAGAGAGUGAAACGUUACGUGGAAGUAAUCAGGUUCUGCGACGACAACAACAACGGAGCUUCAAAACGCAAGAAACCGACGAACAAGGCGGCGGAGCCAGUCAAGUACAGAGGAGUGAGACGGCGGCCGUGGGGGAAAUACGCGGCGGAGAUUCGCGAUCCUUCGAAACGAGCUCGAGUCUGGCUCGGAACGUUUGACACGGCGGAGGAAGCCGCCAUCGGAUACGACAGAGCCGCGAUUCGGAUCAAAGGACGUCACGCUUUGACGAAUAUUCUCACUCCUCCGUCUAGUGACGAUUCGGCGAUGGAGGAGUCUCGAUCCAGUAGCAUCAUGCGUUCUCCUACCUCUGUUCUCCGUUUUAGCGGCAACGAAGAGACAGGGCCCAUUAAUCUCUCCUCGGCCCAUCAAGAAGCUCCGGCGGGUUUUGCCUCGCCCGAUCCGUUUUUCUCGCCUCCCGAACUGUUUCCCGCGAGAGACUGUUUCUGGGAUUCCGAAAUUGCCCCUGAUCCUUUGUUUCUAGACGAGUUCCAGUUAUUACCGAACAGCAGUACAGUCUCGAAGUUGUCGGAGAGUUUUCCACUAGGCGUGAUCGAGGAUUUGAGCUCUUGCUCGUGGGACGUGGAUGAGUUUUUCAAGGAUCAUUUAUUCUGAUUAAAUGAGAAAAUUUCUUUUUAUUUUUCGGUUUUUUCGAGUGAUGAGUGUUUGGUGAUGCAUCUUGGUCGUCCGUUUUCCCUUUUUUCCAGUUCGACCAAGGUGUACGGCUCCGAUCGGUUGGAAGAAGAAGAGGGAGAAUCCCGGAGAAGCGUAACGGAUUCUUAAUUUAUUAUUCGUAAUUUUAAAAUUUUAUGUUGCGAGUAAAUAUAGGUAUCAGAUUUUUAUGUUGCGAGUAAAUAUAGUAUUAGAUUUUAAAAUUUGUGAGUUUUGAAUUGGGGAUUUUGGGGAGGUUUUUGUUGUUUUGAUAUUUUUAUGUUUGUCACUAUGCAAGGAAGCAAAUAUUAUUAAUUCUAGUAUAUCUUAUAAUAAAUGUAAAUCUUUGUCU